UUUGUGUGGAGGUCAAUUUGAAUGGCUCGCCUUCGGCUUACUAAUCCUAAAAGGCCGUUCAUUUUGUUUAGGCCUGAGAAUGCGCACCACAGUUGGAUCAGAUUGUUGGUCAGGGUCGAUGGUCAAUGCUAAUAUGACAACUAUUCCCAACAAUGAAACCAAAAUUCUUCAGAAUUCACAGAGCAAUCAUCAAUCUUCUUCUCUCUCAACCCAGUCAUCCAGUGGCUGUUCCACUAAGUCACAAGCUCCACAGGAAUAUCCAGUUUCUUAUCUUAGCGUUGGUCAUGUCAAUGAGGAAACAGAUGAACCCAAAUCUAACAGGGAAAAGUCAAUUAGAUUUUCCGGUGUUACAGUCUAUUCAUUCGCCCGCCAACAAGGCUUUUCAUCUAUUCCUGACGAUGGCUGGUGCACACUUGGUAUGGCGCAGAAACAUUUUAGUGUCUCUCAGUUAGAUCUUCACCAACAUAGAAUUCUACAAAGACUUCGACGAAAACAACGUAAAUUGCUUUCCCAAAAAAGUCGGUUUAUUCCGGAAAUGUCAGGUCGCGGACGUGGUAAAAGUAAGAUUAAAGGAAGAGGUAGACGUGCAAACGGAUUAUGCAGCCGUAGUCCUGGUGACUCAUGUCGUGUGCCGAUUUUAUCGUCACCUCCUCCACUUUCCCCACAAAUUGGUCCUGAGAAGUUCCAUAUUAUCGAUCCAACAGACAGUGCAAUUCCUGGUUCUUACGCUACACCUCCUCCCCCUUGUUUGUCUCCUCCCUCACCUAGGAGGUUCCUCCAUACUUUAGAUGAAUCCUUCCUUAAUAAUAAUAUAUGUAACUCACUCGAUUCUAUGGAUACGGAUUCCGAGGCAUCUCUUGAUCAGAUUCCUUCCAUUAAUUCAUCGGAACGCACUCAUAACAAUACACAGGAAAAGUUAAUGCCCAUACACUCAGCUGCUAGAAUAAAGCUUUUAAGGUCAUCUGGUGUGAGGGAAAUUGAUGAAUCAGAACGCCUUGUAUGUACUUUUAUACGGGCUAUGCGUUCACGUGUUGGCUGCAAUUGUGGUCCAAAAAAUUCAUGUAUACCUGGUCAGUGCUCAUGCGCAGAUGAUGGAAUUCCUUGUCAGGUUGAUCGAGCAUCCUUUCCUUGUUCUUGUACAGUUAACGAUUGUUGUAACCCGAAUGGUCGUAAUGAAUUCUCUCAUGAACAAGUCCGCGCACAUACUCAACAUGUUUUGGCACGUUUCGCCAAUGAUUGCUCUAUUCAACCUGUUCACUCUACAUUGGAUAUGUCAACAACAUUGUUUAGUACACCGAAUGGUGCUUGUCGACUUUGUUUAGAACGUUCCAAAACAACAAACGCACCAUCGAAUAGUAGUCUCAUGUUUUUUUCCAAUAAUAAUAAUGAUAAUCAUUCUAAAUCAGUUGAACAAUUGAAUUCUACUCUGGACAAUCCAUUUCUUUCAAUUUCAAGCACAGAUCUGCCAUACACAAACAACUACAACAUAUUAUCUCCUGUGGAUAGAACCGAAGACAAUUGGUCACACCUUAGUCCAUGUUCUAAUUCUUUGAAAAAACAUUGUUUAAUGUCAGAUCACAGUACCGAUUCUAAUAGUCAAGUUUUACAAACUUCUUUUAUGCCAUCUGUUAGCUUGCCUGCUUCUCCAAUUGUGAUCGAAUUAACUUUUUCACCAGAUGCAAAGUCACGUACUAUCAGUCCAAAGCCGCCUACUAGUGGUUGGCAUCGAUUUGCGAAUGACAAACAAACACCUCUUCGUAAACAAUCAAGUUCUCGUAAUGUUUCAUUCACAGAAUGUGCUUCAUCAGAUGAUGAUUGUAUCAUAAUGAAUCACAUUCCGGAAGCAUGUAAAUCAUCUUCUGUAAAUGAAAUCCCGAAUACAAAUUCAUUAGCUGAUGUUUCAAUAAUUCACAACAUUAAUGAUGUCAGCCGGGAUUCUGUUCCCCAUUCUCAAAUGGUCACAAAAAUUAUUCAACGUCGAAGAUCUCGUUCAGCUGAUAUCACCGAAUCACGUAAUUGUGACGAGUUUUCUAUCGACAUAAACAAUAAUCAUACAAAAAAUGUUGACAACAUUCUUACUCCUAUCCUUCCAUUAGAUUCCGAUAUGAUUGAGUCUAGUUCAAAUGUUAGACAGUUAUCUCAAGUUCCCGAUGCAUUUGAAUAUGUGAAAUCAACUGCUUGUUGGCCUGUUACUAAUACGACUACUACUACUCUAAGGAGUGUUGAUAAUAAAAAUUGUUUUAUUUCGAAAUCCGCGCCAAAUAGUCCAUGUCUACAGAAAAACGAUUUUCCAUUCGGUAGAAUUUCGCUACGUCGUCGAGCUAUUCCACGUACUCCAAUAUUGACAUUGUCUAGAAGAAAAGCAUUGGGAAAAUCUAAUUUGUUAUCAACCCCCAGUAAUAAACCGAAUUCACCACAAGCUGGUGAAAAUCUCUCCACAUCUGUACCACAGUCCAGUUCCGAUGAUAAUGCUGAUACUAGUAAUAAUAAUAGUAAUAAUAACAAUACAAUCACUGAAACUCAUGCACAGCCAUCAUCAUCCUCAUGUUCAUCAUAAUCGAGUGACAUGCAUAUUCAGUCCUUUGUACAUGAAAUGUCAUUUCGUUGGAAUAUCAGUCAAUUUAACGGUGUAGUGUAGUGUAAUGUAGUACAAUGCAGUACUGUGCAUUGUAGGUGUGUGUGUGUGGGUGUUUGUAUUUGUACAAAGAAUGUUAGAAAUUUUUUUUUAGAAAAUUUUUUAAUUUUAAUUUUUUUUUCUGAUACUUUUCUCCUUCUGUCUUGUAUUACAACGUGUGUUGUAUUUUCUCUUAUUGUGAAUAUUUUUUUUUACAAAAAAAACAAGAAUGAUUUUUAUGAUUAGCCAUUAUUAUUGUUAUUGUGUUCAAGCGCUCUCUUUAUAUACAUUAAGACAUUACUAAUGGUUAUGCAAUCAAUUCUUCAUUGUUUCAUUUAUCUAACUAGUAAUAAUAAUAAUAGUAGUAGUAUUUAUUGUUUAUCGCAAAAAGAAGAACUUGAAAGAUCUAACUGACGCGUUUCAUUCGCUUCAACUUGACUUGCUCGCUACAUGUGUAUUUCGGUUUCAGCAAAUGGACACUAUGUGUGUGUAUAGUUUGUGUUAGCUCUGACUCUUUGUUAUUUUAGUGUACGUGCAAAUUCAUACUAUACAUACCGUAAUAAUACCAGUAGUAAUAUGGAAAUCAGUUGAUUUAUCCCUUCUCUUUUGGAAAGUUCUGUUCACUCUUUCUCUCUGUCUCCAUACUUGAAAUUGUGUGCGUGAUUUCCGCCUUCCUUUUUUUCAAUAUCCCGCCAUUCGUUUUUUUUUUAAAUUAUUCAAUUAAUUAUAUUACUCAUUGUCUACUUGUACCGCAUUUUAUUUUUUACAUAAAAACAAUGAAUGACUUUUGUAGUUCUCUUUGUGUGUGCGUGCGUGUGUACCUAUGUACAUGUAUAUAUAUUUAUAUAUAUAAACCAAAAACACAGUCAUCCAGGAAAAACCACAACAACGUGGUGAUUCGUAAUAAUAAUAAAACAGAAUUUAUUUGGCUCUUUUUACAGUUUUGAAAGUUAUCAUUGAUCUGUUUUUU
Molecule: messenger RNA, 3584 nt
Organism: Schistosoma turkestanicum
Lineage: Eukaryota; Metazoa; Platyhelminthes; Trematoda; Strigeidida; Schistosomatidae
Source: the annotation of a GenBank genome assembly